AUGCGCCUCACAAGGGUGCUGGAUGCACUGAGAGCAGAGACUCUGCGGCUGGAGCUGGAGAACCACACAGGGUUUCCAGUUUCCAAACCUGGUGAUGUCUCCCAGCUGGAACAAGGGGAAGACCCCUGGGUCCUGGGUCUCCAGGGCUCAGAGGAAAGAGAGAUCCAGGGAGGUGCCUGCCAGGGUGAAGGGGCAGUAAGUAAGAGCAAGGAGGAGAAUCCUCAGCAGAAAGAUCACGAGCUAGUGGAACCACCUGGGAUGUUUUCAGAAAGAUUUAAAGGGAACGUUCACUGGAGUUGUGAGCAGAGAAAAAGUCAUGAGAGUCAGCAGAGAAAUCAGCCAGGGGAUUGUCGAGGAAGUGGCAAGGAUCUCCAGGAAACCACAGCCCAGCAGAGAAUCCCCACAGGAGAGAGAAAAAACACCUGCACCGAGUGUGAGAAAACCUUUAGUAGUCGCUCCAACCUUAUUACACACUGGAGAAUCCACACUGGAAAUAGACCCUAUAAAUGCUCAGAGUGUGGGAAAAGCUUCAAUCAGCGUUCAAACCUUAUUAAACAUUGGCGGAUCCACACGGGAAAUAGACCCUUUAAAUGCCACGACUGUGGGAAAAGCUUCACUGACAGCUCGAACCUUACUCAGCAUCAGAGAACCCAUGUUGGGGAGAGACCCUAUAGGUGCUCAGAGUGCGGGAAAAGCUUCACUCGGAGCUCAGAUCUUAUUAGACAUGAGACAAUCCACACAGGAGACAGACCCUUUAAAUGCUCCAAGUGCGGAAAAAGUUUCAACGACCGCUCCAACCUUAUUACGCAUCAGAGAACCCACAUGGGGGAGAGACCUUAUAGAUGCUCCGAGUGCGGGAAAAGCUUCAGUGUGAGCUCCAGCCUGAUUACACAUUGGAGAAUCCAUACGGGAGAGCGACCCUAUGAAUGCUGCGAGUGUGGGAAAAGCUUCACUCGGAGCUCAGACCUGAUCAGACACGAGACAAUCCAUACAGGAGACAGACCCUUUAAAUGCUCCAAGUGCGGGAAAAGCUUUAAUGACCGAUCAAACCUUAUUAGGCAUCAGAGGAUCCACAAAGGAUAGUAAACUCAUUGACUAGGGCUGGCCAAAGAUGCUUUUGCUAAUUCCCACAGAGACCUUUAAGGCUGUUUGCACCACCUGUGUCACUGCGUGUUCUGAGCUGCCCCACUUCUGCAGCUCACCCUUCUUUGCGGUGAAUCCCAGGGCCCCUUCUAUCAGCUCCUUUGUCCUGGUAGUGGAGGGGAUGAUGUCCCCCAUCUGCCAGGAAUGUCUAUCAGCCCCAGGUGGGGAGAUAGCGGUGACCUCGACUAGCUACGUUGAGAUGUAAUCUGCCUAGGCCAUGUCUCCACCAGGAUUUUCCAU
This is a messenger RNA of Chelonoidis abingdonii (Abingdon island giant tortoise), 1383 nucleotides long. NCBI's taxonomy places the organism in Eukaryota, Metazoa, Chordata, Testudines, Testudinidae. The record is from RefSeq and is a predicted model, not a curated record.